This is a messenger RNA of Sphaeramia orbicularis (orbiculate cardinalfish), 12807 nucleotides long. It is a transcript of the gene sptbn5, whose product is annotated as spectrin, beta, non-erythrocytic 5. Gene Ontology annotation, molecular function: protein binding. The transcript is spliced from 79 exons. Bases 1 to 12609 code for a protein of 4202 amino acids. NCBI's taxonomy places the organism in Eukaryota, Metazoa, Chordata, Actinopteri, Kurtiformes, Apogonidae. The record is from RefSeq and is a predicted model, not a curated record.
AUGGAGGUUCCGGAGGACGGGGCGGGGCGGGUCCGGGAGCUGCAGGAGCAGAGGAUGGCGGUCCAGAAGAAAACCUUCACCAAGUGGAUGAACAGCGUCUUCUCCAAGAACAAGGAACCUGUGGAGCUGACUGAUGUCUACACGGAGCUGAAGACCGGAGUCGUCCUUAUUCGUCUACUUGAGUUCAUCUCCAGGGAAACGCUGCCUCCACCGAGCCGCCGCAAACUCCGCGUCCACUGUCUGGAGAACAACAGCAUCGCUAUCAACUUUCUUAAAACCAAGAUUCGUGUGGAUUUGAUUGGUCCAGAGAAUGUGGUUGAUGGGGACCGGACUCUGAUCCUUGGUCUGCUUUGGAUUAUAAUCCUCAGGUUCCAGAUCGGACCCAUUAAUCUAGACGAGGCAGGAAGUGGAGGCAGUGUUGCUCAUCGUUCGGCGAAGGAGGCUCUGCUGAUCUGGUGUCAGAGGAAAACUUCGGGAUAUGAUGGUGUUGAUGUGCAGGACUUCUCGUCCAGCUGGAGGGAUGGACUGGCCUUCAAUGCUCUCAUCCACGCUCACCGGCCGGACCUUUUUGACUACUGCCGUCUCCGUAGUGACGACCCCCACCAUAACCUGCAGCACGCUUUCUCCCUGGCGGAGCAUGAGUUUGGGAUCAUGCAGUUGCUGGAGGUGGACGACAUAGUGGUUUCACAUCCAGAUGAGAAGUCCAUCAUGACCUACGUGUCUCUGUACUACCACUACUUCUCCAAGAUGAAGCAGGGCCAGACCAUCCAGAAGAGAGUCGCCAAGAUUGUUGGGAUCCUGAUGGAGCUGGACAACAUGAAGGUCCAGUAUGAGAACCUUGUCUCAGAUCUGCUGCAGUGGAUCAAAACCAAGGUGAUACAGCUGAACGACAGGAGAUUUCCAAACUCUGUCAAGGAGAUGCAGCUGCUGAUGACAGCGUUUAAAACCUACAGGACAGUGGAGAAGCCGCCGAAAUAUCAGGAACGUGGUGCGAUUGAAGCUCACCUGUUCAGUUUAAAAACUCAGUUGGCUGCAAACAACCAGCGGGUUUAUAAUCCCCCCGAAGGUAAAACUCUGAGCGACAUCGAGAAGCAUUGGGUUUUGUUGGAAAGAGCUGAACACGAGCGUGAACGAGCCCUGCAGGAGGCGCUGCGGAGACUUGAGAACCUUGAACAGCUGGCACAGAAGUUCGGCAGGAAGGCUGCUCUGAGGGAGGGCUACCUUGAGGACACAGUGCGUCUGGUUCGGAGGCAGGAUGUCCGAGGCCUGUCCACGCUGGAGGAGGCUCAGGCUGUAGGCCGACGACUGGAGGCUCUGUCCACCGAUGUGUUGGCCAGAGAACCUCGAUUCAGUGCUCUGAGAGACAUGGCCCAGAUCAUCGAGAGAGGAAACUACCACAGCAAGGAGCAGAUUAUGAGGAGGGAGGAGAACAUCAGUCACCGAUGGAGAGACCUGCUGCAGCAGCUGCAGGAGCACAGGGGGAUGCUGGGAAGUGUAGUAGAGACUCUCAGCAUCCUUCGACACAUUGACCUCAUCUCCCAGGAGCUGAAAGAACUACAGUCUCAGGCCGGUUCUCCUGACCUGGGGAAGCAGCUGGCUGAGGUGGAGUCUCUGCUUCAGAAACAGGACCUUCUGGAGGCUCAGAUCUCUGCUCAGGGUGAAGCCAUCACCUCUAUCAGCAGUGCAGCCCUCAAGGGUAAAGGCAGAGACGGUCAGCAGAUUCAGAGCAGAGUGAGAGCUCUGGACACUCAGUACAAGUCUCUGGUGUCCCUCAGCAACAGCAGGAGGAGGCAGUUGGAGGCCCAGCUACGGCUGUUUGAGUUCUUCCAUGACUGUGAGGAGUUGGAGGCCUGGUUCUAUGAACGGUUAGUGAAACUGCAGACGUCUGGACUGGGACGAGAGCUGAGCCACAUCCAGACGGCCCAGCACAAACACAAAGUUCUGGAGGCGGAGAUUCAGGCCCAGGAGUCGGUGUAUUUGGGAGUUCUGGGUCGAGGUCAGGAUCUACUUUCCAAACAAAGUCAGAAUAACCAAAGAGCAAUUCAGAAAUGGAUCAGAACCUUAAAGAAACAAUGGAGUCACAUGAUCGAGGAGGCGACGGGACGACGACACAGACUGCAGGCUGCAGCCACCAUCAAGCAGUACUUUGCAGAUGUGUUGGAGGCCAACUCAUGGCUGGACGACAGAAAGCCGCUGCUGACCAGUGAGGAUCAUGGGAAAGAUGAGCUGAGUACAUCGGCUCUGCUGCAGCGCCACCAGCGGGUGGAGAAGGAGAUGGCAGCGUACGGAUCAGAGAUAAAGAGACUUUCAGAGCAGGCGAAGAGCGCAGCACAGCUAACAGCUCACACUGCGGAGCUUCAGCAGCCCAAAAUAAUCCAGUACAGUGACUCCUCCUCUGAAGAGGAGGGACCAACAGCAGUGACAUCAUCACCCAAUAGAGGAAAGGGGAGGGUACCUGUAAGCUCCGCCCCUCAAAGUGAGAACAAGGCCAAGGUUCGCUUCAGAUACAGCAGAGGUCAGUUUCCAUGGGAACGUAAUGAGGUUGUAACUAUCAUCAGCACUGACUCCGAUGGAGACCGAGUUUUAGCCAAAGAUGGACGAGGAAACCAGCAGCUCAUCCCCAAAACCUACCUGAAUGUGUUACAAACCACUGCACCACCCACUCCUCCUCUCUCCACCAAUGGUGUGUCAGAGAGCACCAGCAGGAAGCUGAGCCGUCCGAGGCGAAGUCGCUCUCUGCGUCGAUCUACGACUGAGAUCCAGACGUCAAGUUUACCCGACCUUCAGUACCAGAAGGACACUGUAGAGAAAACACAAAGUGACUUGGAGCAGGACUACUAUUCCAUGUUCAACCUGGUCAAGUCGAAGACGAGGAGUCUGAAGGAGACUCUACGUCUGCAUCAUUUCUACAACAGCUGUCAGGAGUUUGAGUCAUGGAUGGAGGACAAAGAGAACGUGUUGAACACCUUCAGCACUGACGCAGACAACCUGGGAGUCGUACAGGCCAAAUAUGAGAACUUCCUGACGGAGUUGGCAAGUGGGCGUGGCCAGUUGGAUGACAUCAUUAAAAUGGCAGAGGAUCUGGUGAAGAGUCGACAUAGUAAACAGAGAGAGAUCCAGACCAGACAGAGGGCCAUUUCCCACAGGUGGGAUCACAUCCAGCGUCUGAAGGAUGAGAAAGGUCAUGAGCUGCUGAGUACAGCAGAUAUCCAGUCCUUCCUGCAGAGCUGUGAAGAGGCCAAAGGUCAGCUUCAGGACCAGCUGACCCACCUGGACACUGUGGACGCUGCCUGUAGCCCCUUCACCCUAAAGGCUGAGGAGAAGACCCAGGCCCAGGCCCUCAGAGACAUCCAGGCCCUGGAGGCCAAGAUCUCCUACCUGAAGAGCAUCGCUAAGAUGAAACAGGACUGCAGUCCGGCAGAGAGCGCUGCCAUCAUGCAGGAGGUUGCGGCUCUCGAGGAUCUGCUGAAGCAGGUGAAGCUUCAAGCUGCAGACAGACAGCGCCACCUGGAGGAAGCCCACAGGCUGCAGAGCUUCCAGCAGCAGGCCAAAGAGCUGCAGCGCUGGGCUGGAUCAGUACAGGAUCGCCUCCUACAGGAGGAGGCGGCUGCUGACCUGGCCUCGGCCGUCGCACUGUUAGAACAACACCAGGAGCUCAGAGAGGAGAUGGAGGAGCAGAGAAACAGAUUGAAGGAGAUGGAGAAGUUGGGGAAAUCUCUUCAGCAGAGCUCCUCCAGUGGGAGGACAGGAGGUGGUGACAUUCAGCAGACCCUGGAUGGUCUGAGAGCUGAUUGGUCCAAACUGGAUAAGUUAUGGCUGAGCAGGAAGCAACGUUUGGAGCAGGAGGUGGAGCUCCAAAGGCUGAACCAGGAGGGAGACCGGAUCGAGACAGCGCUGUCUGGACACGAAGCCCGACUGAGGGUCAAAGAUGUCGGGGACUCGGUGGACAGCGUUCACAGUCUUCUGGGUCGACAGGAAGAGCUGGAGGGUCUCCUGAAGGCUUUGGACCAGAGAGUCCAUCAUUUCACUGAACGCAGCCAGGAGCUCAUUGACCAAAAACACUACGCUUCGAAACAUAUCAGAGAGAGAAGUAGGAAUCUCCAGAAAACCAACAAGAAGCUGAAGGAGAGUAGUCGACAGUGGAGGAGUCUGCUGCUGGACUCCAAGAAAUAUCAGGAGUUUCAGAGAGAUGCUGAUGAGCUGCUGCUGUGGAUGGAGGAGAAGUUUAAGGUGGCAGAGGAUGAGUCGUACCGUGACCCGACAAACAUCCUGGGAAAGCUGAAGAGACACGAGGCAGCAGAGAAAGAGAUGCAGGCCAACCAGGUGUGGCUGGACAGACUGGUUCAGGUGAGUGAGGAGAUGCUGUCCGAGGAACACCACAACAGUCAGAGCAUCAGGAGGAAGUCGGCUCAGGUCAGCAGUCGAUGGAAGAGGCUACAGGACAAGAUGGCCGACAGAGGAGACAAACUGAGGCAGGCGGGACAACAGGAGCAGCUGAUGGAGCUGCUGCAGGACGCCAAACUAAAGAUUGAAGCCAUACAGUGGAUGCUGAACAACGCUGCCAAAGGUCACGACCUGCGCUCCAGCCGACAGCUGCUGAAGGAGCAUCGGCAGCUAGAGCAGGAGGCCAAGGAGCUGGCGGAGAAGAUCAACUCCAUCGUCAGCAGAGCCAAACACCUCGCCUCCACUCACUUCGACUCACACCGGAUCCUCCAGGAGACCGACACCUACCUCACUCUGUUUAAGUCUCUUCAGAAGCCUCUGGAUCAGCGUCGAGCUCAGCUGGAAGCAUCAGUGCUUCUCUUCGGGUUUUAUCAUGACGUGGACCUGGAGCUCAGCUGGAUCUCUGAACGAGUUCCUGCAUCUGGAUCCACAGGAUAUGACAAAUCUCUGGCUGGAGCCAUCAGCCUCAUGCACAAACACAAGGAGCUGCAGUCUGAGGUGAACGCGCACCGUAAACACCUGGACCAUAUAUUAGACAAGGGGCGGAGCCUGGCUAAAUCCAGCCAAUCAGAUAAGGGUGAAGUUUUGGAAAGGUGCAACCACCUGAAGACAGAGUGGGAGGAGCUUGAGGAGGCCUGUGACAGGAGAGCAGUUCACCUGAGCAAAGCCAUCACCAGAGAACAGCUUUUGUUGGAUUGUUCAGAACUGGAGUCAAGUCUGACAGAGAUGCUCCGUCUAGUUAACACCGAUGACUUUGGAAAGGACCAGCUGGCCACGCAGAGCCUCAUCACCAAACACCAGGUGGUGGAGGGUCAGCUGGAGGUGCUGCAGGUUCAGUUGGAGGAUCUGGGAGAGCAGGUGGAGAAGGCGGAGAGAAAGUGGAGACUGGAGGAGCUGAGCAGGCCUUACAGCCGCGUGAACAGCCUGAACCAGCAGCUGCAGCACCAGGCUGCUCUCAGGGGUCAGAGGUUACAGGAAGUCUUCCUCCUCCAUGAGUUCAGACGGGAGGCAUUGGAGCUGGAGGACUGGAUGAACCAGCUGAGGCAGACGACAGAGACUCAGGAGCCCAACAACUACCAACAAGUCCAGUUACUUCAAGGAAAGUUUGAAGGUUUUUUGAAGCAGCUGGAGGUCGGAGAGGAGAGGCUGCAGAGCUGCAAUGACCUCGCUACAAAACUGGUCAGAAAGAAACAUCCACAGAGCUCUGCAGUCAAAGACACGAUGCAACAACUCAGGGCAUUCUGGGAGGAGCUGAGGGCCAUGGCCAUGGAGCGUCAGGAUCAGCUGCAGAAAGCUGAGGAGUGUCACCGAUUCUACCAGGAUCUGACUGAUGCACUGGCUCUGAUCCAGGAGCGACAGAAGAGCAUCCCUGACGAUGUAGCCAAGGAUUUACAAGGUGUAACGUCUCAGUUGCGGAAACAUGAGGCUCUGCUUCAUGAGCUGGCGACGACUGAGCAGCAGUUACAGGAACAGCUGGACACUGUCGACUCCAUUUUGGAGUUCUGCACUCCUCACCUGAAGCGUCACCUACAGGAACUACAGCAGGAAGUGGUGGAGAGAUGGGAGGAGCUCCGGCUGCACGCCGAGCAGAGGGAGGCGGAGCUAAAACUGGCAUGUCAGCGAUACCUGUUCCUCAACAUGGUUCAAGACUACCUGUUGUGGUGUAACCAGCUGAGCGGUGUGAUGGCGGCGGAGGAGAGCAUCAGUGACGUGUCGACUGCAGACCUGCAGUUGAACCAGCACCAGCAGCUUUGGGCCGAGAUGGAGGCCAGACAACAGAACUACGACCAGGCUGUGGAGAUGGGGGAGGGGCUUCAGCGCCAGGAUCGAGUCAACAGGAAGGAGGUGAAGGAGAAGCUCAAGGCUUUACUGGCAGAGAGAGACAAACUGGAGGAGCAGUGGAAUAAAAAGCAGCAUUGGUUAGAAAACAUCCAUUUAGAGCAGAUGUUUUACAGAGAUGUCAACAACAUGGACAAGACAUCCAGCUCACAGGAGGUUCUACUGCAGAACAGCACUCUGGGAAACUCAGUGGACGAGACGGAGGGUUUGAUCAAACGACAUGAAGCCUUUGAGAAACUGCUCAGCUCUCAGGAAGAAAAGUUGUCGGCUCUGAAGGAUCUGUGUGAUCGUUUGAAGAAGCAGCUCAGCCGAGAGAAGAGCACUCGAGUCCAGAACAAACUCGAGGCCCUCAUCCAGAGACGCGACAGGAUCAGAGACCUGUCAAUCAGACGCAGGGAGGAGCUGGAGCUCUCCAGACUGCUGUGUAUCUUCAACAGAGACGUCGCUGCGGCUGAGGAGUGGGUUUCAGAGCGGAUGCAGAAGAUGGCGGAGGACAGCAAAGCCGACCUCAGCAGCCUCAACGUGAAAAUGAAGCUGCUGCAGAAACAUCAAGUGUUCGAGGCUGAGAUCUUGGCUCACAGGGAGAUUAUCAGUGCUGUUCUGCAGGCUGGGGAGGAGCUGGUGUCUCUUCACCACCCGAGGUCAAAGGAGGUGAGGAGAAGCACCUCCACCCUGGAGCAGCACUGGGAGGAACUGAAGAAGGCCGUGUCCACCAGAGGGAAAGUUCUGGAAGACAACAGAGACUUUCUGGAGUUUCUACAGAAGGUGGAGGAGGUGGAGGCCUGGAUCAGACAGAAGGAGGUGAUGAUCAGUGUUGGAGAUGUUGGAAAAGAUUAUGAACAUGGAGUUCAGCUGCUGAAGAAACUCAUUGAAUUCAGAGGAAAAGGAGAAGGAGAGGCGACGGUGGACGAUGCUCACAUCACCGCCAUCAACAAACUGGCAUCUCGACUGGAGAAGAGACAAAGUGCUGAAGAACUGAACACGGUCAGACAGAGGAGGCAGCAGCUCAACGACAGGUGGAGUAAGUUUCAUGUAGAUCUGAGCAGUUAUAAGAAGAAGCUGCAGGGGGCGCUGGUGGUCCACAGUCUGAUCAGAGAGCUGGAGGAGGUCAGAGACAGAGCCAAUGAGAAGAUGUUGCUGCUUCAGGGUCAGGACUAUGGCUUCGAUGUGGAGAGUGUGGAGAACCUGAUUCGACGACACGAGGAGACCGAGAGAGAGGCUGGGGUCAUCCAGGAGAGGUCACAGGUUCUGGAAAAAGACAUCUGUGAUCAGCUGAAGUCUGGAUCUGUGCUCACAGACAAACUGAAGAACAAACAGAAGGAGAUGAACAAAGCUCUGAAGGCUCUGGACAAAGAGGUUCACAACAGGAAGGAGAAGCUGCAGGAGGCUCAUCAGCUACAGCUGUUUAAAGCGAACCAGCGCCUCCUGCUGGAGUGGAGCCUCAAACAGAGCAGUGAAAUGGCAGAAAAGGGACUCCCAAAGACCUGGUCUGAGGCGGAUCAGCUCAUCGUGGAGCAUCGGGACUGGAAGACAGAGAUCGAUGCUCGUGCCGAGCGGAUCGAUUCGGUCCAGGACUUUGGUCAAAGACUGAUCCGGGCCGGUCACAGCUCAAAGGCAGAGAUCCAGAAGAAUCUGAACCAGCUGGAGGAGGCCAAAGCUGGACUGGACCGGGCCUGGAUGAGGCGCAGCAGUGUCCUGGAGCAGGCCCGAACCCUGCAGAUCUUCCUCUCGUCUUUAGAACAGUGUGAGAGCUGGAUCAGUAACAGGGAGGCCUUCCUGUCCAACCAGGACCGCGGGAGCUCGGUGUCUGAGGUGGAGACUCUGCAGAGGAAACAGGCUCAGUUUGAGGAGGCUCUGGAGGCUCAGGUGGACCAGAUGAACCAGGUGGAGAAACUGGCCCAGAUGAUGAUCCAACAGAAGCACUACGACUCUGACGCUGUUAGAACCAAGAGCAGAGCGCUGGUGAACAGGUGGACUCAGCUGCAGCAGCAGAGCAGCUCUCGUCACAGAGAUCUGGAUCAGUCUCUGCAGCUUCAGCAGUUCUUAUCCGGCAGCUACCAGAUGUGUGUGUGGCUGAACGAGCGUAAUGCUGUGGCGUUGGAUGAGAACUGGAGGGAACCAACCAACCUUCAGGCCAAACUGUUGAAACAUCAGAGCUUCGAGGCCGAGAUCCUCGCGAACCGAUACCGAGUGGACACACUCAGCAAGGAAGGAGAGAAGCUGGUGUCUGACUGUCGUUCAUCUGAAGUAAAGGUUAAACCUCGACUCAGAGAGUUGACGGAGAACUGGGACUCUCUGAUCCACAGCUGCAAGGAGAAGAAAAACCGACUGCAGGAGGCGUAUCAGGCUCUGCAGUUCCAGCGUUCUUUGGAUGACAUGGAGCAGUGGGUGGGGUCAGUUGAGAGAGAACUGACUAAUGAGGACUGUGGAAGUGACCUGGCGUCUGUUGGCCGCCUGCUGAAGGCGCUGCAGGGUCUAGAGGAGGAGGUGGACGGAUACCGAGACCGGCUCCAGGGUUCAAUGGAGACAGCAAAGACUUUGCACUCUGAAGGAAACUUCCUGGCUGAGGAGAUCCAAACCAGAGUGGCUCAAAGCAUCAACAGGUACAACAGUCUGGCGAAGCCCCUGCAGAAUCGAAGGGAGACCCUGGAGGCCUGGCAGGUUCUGUUCCAGUUCUACAGAGACCAGGAGGAGGAGGUGGUCUGGAUCAGAGACAGACUGACCUCCAUUGUUGGUGCAGAGUUGGGAAGUUCACUGAGCUCCACCCAACAACUACUGCACAAACACCAGGCUGUGAUGCAGGAGCUGUCGAGUAGAGCCCCAUUGGUCCAGGCUGUUCAGGAGGCGGGACGUGGUCUGGUCAGAGGUCGACACUUUGCAUCUCAUGACAUUAAGGAGCGAUUAGAGGAGCUGAAGCACCUCCACGAGGAGGUGAUGAUGGAGGUGGAGAUGAAGAUGAAGCUGCUGCAGGAGGCGCUCAGCAUCCACACCUUCCUCUCAGAGGUGUCGGAGCUGGAGCUGUGGUUGGAGGAGCAGAGGGCGGGGCUGGAGUCCAAGGACUGUGGGAGGAGUGAGGAGGCGACAGCGGCUCUGCUGAGGAAACUGGACUCCUUGGACGUGGAGUUGGAGAACCAGAGGAGGACGCUGGACAAACUGCAGGAGAAUGGAGCGACGCUGCAGCAUCUGCGACAUCCCAACAGUCCCAUGGUCAGCGAACGUCUCCCAGUCGUCCUCGAAUGCUACGAGUCUCUUCUCCGAUUGUCGUCGUCUCGUCGAGUCGCUCUGGGAGAUCAGCUUCGUCUCUACGUGUUCGACAGAGAGGCCAAAGAACUACAAACAUGGCUGACCUCCAAGAAGAGCGUGGCAGAAUCAGAGGACUGUGGACAAGACCUGGAGGACGUGGAGGUUCUGCAGAAGAAGCUGGAGGUUCUGGUCUCAGAGGUUUCCGGUCUCGGUCGAAGCCGGCUCACUGCAGUGCAACAGCUGGGUCGCGGCCUGCAGCAGGACGCCCAGGCCAGGAGGAGGGAUGACGCUCUGAGCAGGCUGUGGGACGAGCUGAGCAGCUGCAUCAGGACCAGAGAACAGAAGCUGCAUUCUGCACGUGAGGUUCAUCAGUUUAAUCAUGAUGUGGACGAACUGAAGGGUUGGAUGGCUGAGAAGGAGGCAGUUCUGGACUCUGAGGACCAGGACCAUGACCUGCACUCCAUCCAGACUCUACUGAGACAACAUGAGGCGCUAGAGAGGGACCUGAUCCUGAUCUCGGAGGAGGUGGACCGGAGCAGAGGGGAGGGUCGGGCUCUGAUUCGACGGCAGCCUCAGGUCCGAGCCACUGUGUCCGACAGACUGGACGAACUGGACUCCUUCUGGACCAGCAUCCAGCACAAAGCCAGCCAGCGCCGCAGCAGACUGGGCCAGGCUGAAGAAGUCCAGAAGUACCUGGGACUGUGGACUGAACUCAUGUCAUGGCUGAAGGAAAUGCUGUCUCUGCUGCGAGUAGAUCCUCUGGGUUUGGAGGCGACCGACCUGGACCAGCUGAUUAAAAAACACAACGAAUACCGAGUCCAGAUCGACAGACAGCUCAGCAAAUCACAGGCUGUGAAAGGCGAAGGGAGGCGCCUGAUGGAGGACGGAAACUACAUGUCCCAUGAGGUUGAAAGUCGUGUCUAUGAGCUGGAGGAGCUGGAGCUGAAGGUGGAGAAGCUCUGGGAGGAAACCAGACUCCAGUAUGAGGAGGCUCAGCAGAUGUUGGUCCUGAAGAGAGAACUGGAACAAGCCGAACACUGGCUGAGCACCUACGAAAACACUCUGACAGCGGAGGACUAUGGGGAGUCGGUGUCUGAUGUGAUGGAGCUGCUGAAGAGGCAGGAGGAUCUGGAGGCCAUGAUCCAGGCCCAGAGCGACCGCUUCAUCACACUGCAGCAGAACACAACACAGAAGAGAGGAGGUCUCCAUGGAAACCAGGACCUUCAGGACAGGAGGCCUCCAGUCAGAGUUACAUCACUGAGGAGAAAACCGUCAGAUCCCAAAACCCCACGGAUGUCCAUGAGCAGAGGCAGCAGCUUCAGACAGAUGGACUGGACCGACAGAAUGGACCGGACCGGGGUCAGAAUGGACCGGACCAAGAACAGAAUGGAAGGAACCGAGAAGAGAAUGGAAGGAACCGAGAAUAAAACCAGGAACAGAAUGGACCGAAUCGGGGACAGAAUGGACCAAACCGGGAACAGAAUGGAAGGAACUGGGGACAGAAUGGAUCAAACCAGGAACAGAAUGGACCGAAUCGGGGACAGAAUGGACAGAACUGGGGACAGAAUGGACAGAACCGGGAACAGAAUGGACAGAACCGGGAACAGAAUGGACAGAACCGGGAACAGAACUGAUGGUCCUUUGAGAUCUACGUCUGAAAGCCCACCUCAGACAGAACCGGCUGAAAGUCCUCCUGCAGUGAAGACCAGAAGGAGUCGGACCAGAGACUUGGUCCCUGUCAGAGUCGUGAUGGACUCGUCUCCUCCUCCCUCCUCACCCGAACCGGUCCAGUCCCCUCCAACCAUCGCCUCCUCCUCACCUGAUAGCCGCCCCAGAGUGAAACCCCCUAUAGCUCCAAAACCCAGACUUUCCUCUACAGGUUUUGGCCUCCAAUCGGAGUCCCAGGUAGCCCCGCCCACACCUGACUCCCCUCCACCAAUCAGAGGUCUCACUGCUCCUUCUGAGCCACCUCCUCCUCCUCCAGUCACAGGAAGGUGUUCUCCACCUGAAUCACUAAAACCAUCACUGUCCAUCGAACAAACCAAAACUCAACAAGUGACGCUACCUGAUUCCUCGACUGCACCAAUCUCAGAGGAUGAGUCACAUGACCACCCUCCACCAACCAGAGGGCUCACAGCUCCUUCAGAACCACCCCCUCCUCCUCCGGUUGCAGUAAGACGUUCUCUGCUUCAGUCACUGAAACAAUCAUCUACCAGUGAACAAACUGAUGCUGCUGCUCAACAGGUGAUGCUACCUGAGUCCUUGACUUUGCCAAUCACAGAUCAGGAGUCACAUGACCACCCUCCUUCUUCGCCUGUGGAGCAGAGACGGACGUUGGAAGAUCGACAGGAGGAGGAGCCGAACAUCACCAGCUCUAAACCUGAGGAAACAGAUGGACAGCCAAUCAGAAUGGACGGAAUGUUGGAGAUCAAACUGAAACAGAAACAGGGUCUGGAGAAGUGGGACGAGGUGUUCGCUGUUCUUCGAGGAGAAACACUGAGUCUGUUCACGGACAGAGAAGCUGCAGCUCAGAAGGCCUCUAGGUGGCCUCCUAUCAACACAACAGGAGCCGUUUGCAGAGAGAACGUCUACAACAGGAAGAAAGAAAACACCUUCAAACUCAUACUGGAGGAUGGCAGUCAGUAUCUGUUUGCGGCGUCCAGCAGAGAGCUUCAGCUGCUCUGGAUAAAAAAACUGAAGAACGCCAACGAAUCGACCAGCAGCGACUCGGACGACUCAGGGAGGGCGUCGUCGGUCAACCUGAGUCUGGAGAAACUGACUGAGCCUCUGGACGACUCGUCUCCAUCCAAACCCCUGGAUAAACGAGGUGAGAGCCUGGAGAGACAACCAUCCACUGAGAGUCAGCCUCCUCCCAAACCCCCUCACAUCUACUACAACCGCCACCGCUAUCCGGACGGUGGGGAGGUGGGGAACACAGGUUCACCUCCUCCAUCGACUCCUCCUCCUGCUUCUCCUCCUGAGGUUAAAAACCCAGCCACGGCGUCCAAUCAGGGGGCAGACGACAGCAGGGAGCGAACCAAGAGGAGCAGCAGCAUGUUCAGGAAGUUUUUCACCAAGAAGUAAAUGAUGAAAAACCAGACACAGCGGAUACAGCAGAGCGUUCAGUGUGAAAACAGUCAGGAUUAGACUCAUUCAGACCAGUAGGAUUUAAAGUGGAUCACACCAGUGAAAGAAUGACAGAAUAACCUCUAAAUAAUGACAACUACAACAUUUUCUUUGUUUUAGUGUUAAAAAAAGGAAAAUGACAUGAAAAUAUUUACA